Pogona vitticeps (central bearded dragon) is the source of this 1238-nucleotide messenger RNA. RefSeq names its product eukaryotic translation initiation factor 2B subunit alpha (gene EIF2B1). Gene Ontology annotation, cellular component: eukaryotic translation initiation factor 2B complex. NCBI's taxonomy places the organism in Eukaryota, Metazoa, Chordata, Lepidosauria, Squamata, Agamidae. The record is from RefSeq and is a predicted model, not a curated record. Gene Ontology annotation, biological process: translational initiation. Gene Ontology annotation, molecular function: guanyl-nucleotide exchange factor activity; translation initiation factor activity.
GGGUUCCGCCUUCGUGGGCAGCGUGGCCUCGAACCGCCGCCGCUGGAGAGAGAAGUUCCCGGGACGGAGGGGCGCCUCGUUUCCUCGCGCCAUGAACGAAGCCGAGCUGACCGAAGCCUUUAACACCCAGAUGAGGCAGGAUCCAGAUGUUGCCUCUGCCGUGGCUGCGAUCCGCGUCUUGCUGGAGUUUUUGAAAAGAGACAAAGGUGAAACAAUUCAAGGAUUAAGAGCAAAUCUCAAGCAGGCCAUAGAAACUCUCUCCGGUGUCGAUUCCUCAGUGGCCAUCUCUUCCGGUGGGGAGCUUUUCUUAAGAUUCAUCAGCCUCACGUCUUUGGAGCACCCGGAUUAUUCCAAAUGUAAAGAGAUAAUGAUUGAAAGAGGGGAGCUUUUCCUCCGCCGCGUCUCCCUUUCAAGGACAAAGAUUGCCACCCUGUGUUACACGUUUGUCAAAGACGGUGGGAGAAUAUUAACUCACGCUUACUCCAAAGUGGUCUUGAAAGUCUUGCAAGCCGCCGCAGAAGCCAAGAAACGCUUCAGCGUUUAUGUCACCGAAUCGCAACCUGACCGAGCAGGGCAGAAGAUGGCCGGGGCUCUCAUGAAACUUGGUAUCCCUGCAACGGUCAUUCUUGAUGCCGCUGUUGGCUACAUCAUGGAAAAGGUGGACCUGGUGAUAGUGGGUGCAGAAGGAGUUGUAGAGAACGGAGGAAUCAUCAACAAGAUCGGCACAAACCAAAUGGCGGUGUGUGCCAAAGCUCAAAACAAACCCUUCUACGUAGUGGCCGAGAGUUUCAAAUUUGUGAGGCUUUUCCCUCUGAACCAGCAGGAUGUCCCAGAUAAAUUUAAGUACAAAGCAGACACACUGAAGAAAAGUAAGGCUCUUAUGGUGGAGCACCCUUGGGUCGAUUACACUUCGCCGUCUCUGAUCACACUGCUCUUUACGGAUCUCGGAGUCCUUACGCCUUCGGCCGUCAGCGACGAACUCAUUAAACUCUACUUAUAAACGGGUCAUCGUUUAGGGUGCUGGAGGGGAAUGGGUUUUCCCUGCAGUUCGGGGGUAAGGUGGUGGUUUUUCCUUUUUUAAAAAAAAAGAGCAAAGGAACUGUAAAUAAGGGGUCCAAACAGCUAGAAGGGAGUGGUAUCCUGAUUCAUUUUUUGCAGAAAGGGACGUUUAUGACUUGAUUGUAUGGCUGGGCGUUUGGAAAGUUAAGUUAUUGGGAAUAAAUUCAUUCUGAGUCAGA